Messenger RNA from Athene cunicularia (burrowing owl), 2391 nucleotides. RefSeq names its product autophagy related 4C cysteine peptidase (gene ATG4C). The record is from RefSeq and is a predicted model, not a curated record. Gene Ontology annotation, molecular function: protein-phosphatidylethanolamide deconjugating activity. Lineage: Eukaryota; Metazoa; Chordata; Aves; Strigiformes; Strigidae. The transcript is spliced from 10 exons. The coding region runs from base 56 to 1435 and encodes 459 amino acids.
UAGCAGAAUUGAACGUCUUACAAGACAGCGAUGGCUUUUUCUCUAGAAUUUGAAUAUGGAGGCCACGGGGACAGAUGAAGUAGAAAAGAUAAAAUCAAAGUUUAUGUCUGCAUGGCACAACAUGAAAUACAGUUGGGUGUUGAAAACAAAAACUUACUUCAGUAGAAACUCUCCAGUCUUUCUGCUGGGAAAAUGUUACCACUUCAAAACCAACGAAUCUGGUGAACUCUCUACAGAUGGGUCCAAUUUUGAUAAAAUCAACACAGAGAUUUCAGGAAAUGUUGAGGAGUUUCGUAAAGAUUUUAUUUCUAGAAUAUGGCUGACUUACAGAGAGGAGUUUCCUCAGAUAAAGGGGUCUGCGUUAACCACAGACUGUGGUUGGGGUUGCACACUGAGAACGGGUCAGAUGCUGCUGGCUCAAGGUCUUAUGCUUCACUUUCUUGGUAGAGCCUGGGUCUGGCCAGAUGCGUUGGACAUUGACAAUUCAGAUUCUGAAUCAUGGACAGCCCACACAGUGAAAAAGCUGACAGCAUCAUUCGAAGCAUCGCUUACAGCAGAGAGAGAACCCAAGAUCCUGUCAAAUCAUCAUCAGGGAACGUUAAAGAGAAACUGUGAUGACAAUGAAAUGAGAAAUGAUGUUUAUCAUAGAAAAAUAAUUUCUUGGUUUGGCGACUCUCCGCUGUCAGCUUUUGGCUUACAUCAGCUAAUAGAAUAUGGAAAGAAGUCUGGGAAAAUUGCUGGAGAUUGGUAUGGGCCUGCAGUUGUUGCACACAUUUUAAGAAAAGCUGUUGAAGAAGCGAGAGACCCUGAGCUACAAGGAGUAACAGUCUAUGUUGCUCAGGAUUGUACAGUCUACAGUUCAGAUGUUAUUGACAGACAGUGUUCUUUUAUGGAUUCUGGAAAAGCAGACACAAAAGCUGUAAUUAUAUUAGUUCCUGUGAGACUCGGUGGAGAGAGAACAAACAUGGACUACUUGGAGUUUGUAAAGGGAAUUUUAAGCCUUGAGUAUUGUGUUGGUAUUAUUGGUGGCAAGCCCAAGCAGUCGUAUUACUUUGCUGGAUUUCAAGAUGACAGUUUGAUUUACAUGGAUCCUCAUUACUGCCAAUCUUUUGUAGAUGUCAGCAUAAAGGAUUUCCCUCUUGAGUCAUUCCACUGUCCUUCUCCCAAAAAGAUGUCAUUCAAAAAAAUGGAUCCGAGCUGCACAAUAGGAUUUUAUUGUAGAACUGUGCAGGACUUUGAGAAGGCUUCUGAAGAAAUAACGAAGAUGCUGAAAUCUUCAUCGAAGGAGAAAUACCCCUUGUUUACUUUUGUAAAGGGUCAUUCUAGAGACUAUGACUUUGCUUCCAGUCCACUCCGUGAAGAAAAUGACCUCUUCUCUGAGGAUGAAAAGAAAAGAUUAAAAAGAUUUAGUACAGAGGAGUUUGUCUUGCUUUAAGGACAUUUUACACAAGAUUAUUGGCAGCUGUCCAGGAGAACACUUGCCUUUAAAAAAAUAAAGAAAAAAUGUAUGUGUCCCCCUCCCCCAGAAAGGCAAGCUUGUGCUGAAAUUGGUCUAUUUUCAUAAAGAUUAUAAUGUUUUAUAUGUUAACAGUCUUUAAAAUGUCAUUUAUAAAUGUACUUACCAAUUUUUUUUUUGUUGUUCACUACUAGUUGGAUGAGUUUAAUGUCACAUUGUGCUAGUGAAGACAGGCAUUGUUUAGAGCCAGGGAUGCUGAAAUGUGCCUACGUCCUAGUCUUGCCCUCUUAAAAAACUUGGCCAGUCCCUAAAGCCUGACUAGUGGCCCUAAUGUUGUGUCGAUCCGUGACAAAUCCUGAGCAGAGGUUGCCAGGUAUGUGUGGGUUUUGUGUCACGGACGCAUAUCCAUAGGUUUUGAGACCAUGUUAUUUCUGUUUGUAAGCAAAAUUUGAGUUCUGUGUUGAUGUGGUAAGGGUAGAGUUCUCAUCUGUCUUGCUACGUAAGCCCAAAUAAUAGUUAAUGCUGUAAUCGUGACACACAUCCUGAGCAGCACAGUGUGAGAAAGGUAAGUUUGAUAUAUCAGUAGUAAUUGUCAGUUGCAAUACUGACAUAAUUAUAUAGGCUGAAUUGUGAGUUAAGAUACUAUUUAGCUGUAUGAUUUUAUAAUGGUUUCUCAUUAAGCUUGCUUUGGAGCCUUAAUAUGAGGAGUGAAGAUAAAGUAUCACCUUUCCCCACAAUUUUUAAAGGUUAUACUAUUAAUAUUAACUGCAACCAAUCAAAGCAGCUAAAGACAAUUAUUAGAAGAGAGCAGUGUUUGUUUCCUGUUUCAACUGCUAUAAUGUCGAGGCUUCUCUCCUAUUAGUGCAGCUUUUAAAUCAAAGCAAAUGGGGGAGUGGAUGUUAAAAAUUCUGGGCUGUGAUUUUUUUUUUUUUUUU